GCCUUCCCGCCGCGGGGCAGGGGGCAGGGCCGCAGACGCAGGCCGCGCAAAGGGCCGCGACCUGAACCUUGGCCUGUGAGCCUGCUGCCCCCUCCGCAGCCGCCCAAGCGGCCGGACCAGAUUAUUUUAGGAAGAAAACAACCUGGAAAAAAUGAAGGUUCUUCUCUUCACAUUUGUUGGUGUUCACCUUUUAUUUUUGAACUCUGGCAAAGCUAUAUACAGGAAUGACACCUCACAGAGGACUUUUGAAGAAAUAAAAGAAGAAAUAGCCCACUAUGGAGAUGUUGCUAAAGCAAUCAUAGACCUUGCUGUUUAUGGGAAAGCCCAGAACAGAUCUUAUGAGCGAUUGGCACUUCUGGUUGAUACUGUUGGACCCAGAUUAAGUGGCUCCAAGAGUCUAGAAAAAGCCAUUCAAAUCAUGUACCAAAACCUAAAGGAAGAUGGGCUAGAGAAUGUCCACCUGGAGCCAGUCAAAAUACCCCACUGGGAAAGGGGAGAAGAAUCUGCCGUGAUGCUGGAGCCGAGGGUGCACAGGAUGGCUCUGCUGGGCCUUGGAGGCAGCGUCGGGACUCCCCCGCAAGGCAUUACGGCAGAAGUGCUGGUGGUGACCUCUUUCGAUGAGCUGCAGAGAAGGGCCCCAGAAGCCAAAGGGAAGAUUGUUGUUUAUAAUCAGCCAUAUGCCAUCUAUUUCAAGACAGUGGAAUACCGAGUCCGGGGUGCAGUGGAAGCUGCCAAAGUGGGGGCUUUGGCAUCCCUCAUUCGAUCGGUGGCUUCCUUCUCCAUUUACAGUCCUCACACAGGUGUUCAGGAAUACCAGGAUGGUGUGCCAAAAAUCCCAACAGCCUGUAUUACAGUGGAAGAUGCAGAAAUGAUGUCACGAAUGGCUUCUCGUGGGAGCAGAAUUGUCAUCCAGCUGAAGAUGGGAGCAAAGAAUUAUGCAGAUGCUGAUUCCUUCAACACUGUAGCAGAGAUCAUUGGUAGCAAGUAUCCAGAGCAGGUUGUACUGGUCAGUGGACAUCUGGACAGCUGGGAUGUUGGGCAGGGUGCCAUGGAUGAUGGUGGCGGAGCCUUUAUAUCAUGGGAAGCACUUUCACUUAUUAAAGAUCUUGGGCUGCGUCCAAAGAGGACUCUGCGUUUGGUGCUCUGGACUGCAGAGGAGCAGGGUGGAAUCGGUGCUUUCCAGUACUAUCAGUCACACAAGGCAAAUAUUUCCAACUACAGCCUGGUGAUGGAGUCUGAUGGGGGAACCUUCUUACCCUAUGGGCUGCAGUUCACUGGCAGUGACAAGGCCAGAGCCAUCAUGAAGGAGGUCAUGGGCCUGCUGCAGCCCAUCAAUGUCACACGGGUCUUCAGUGAUGGAGGAGGGACAGACAUCAAGUUCUGGGUCCAAGCUGGAGUACCUGGAGCCAGUCUACUUGAUGACUUGUAUAAAUAUUUCUCCUUCCAUCACUCCCAAGGAGACACAAUGACGGUCAUGGAUCCGAAGGAGAUGAGUGUAGCUGCUGCUGUCUGGGCUGUUGUGUCUUAUGUCGUUGCAGACCUGGAAGAAAUGCUGCCCAGAUCCUAGCAAGAACGUAAAAGAAGGCGGUUUGCCCUUUCUAGCCAGGAAUCCUGGGCCUUCAGCUUCAGGAAGCCCCUAUUCACUGAACAAUUGUAUCUGAUUCAUUUUCAAAACACAUACUUUUUCACAGUAUUAUCCUCUUUUCUGAUACUUCCCACAUUCUCUGUUUCUAAAAUAAGGAAUGAUUUUCUUUCCACCCCCACAUAAAAUCAACAUAUGGUAGGGGACAGAGUGGGGGCCCUUUUUUUCACCGCCUAUAAAAAAUACUGUUUCUACUUGAAAGUGAGAUACUAGACAGAUCAUUUAUAUGUGUAGUUAUGAACAUUAAAGCAAAUGCAAUGAUACUAA
Messenger RNA from Artibeus jamaicensis (Jamaican fruit-eating bat), 1909 nucleotides. RefSeq names its product carboxypeptidase Q (gene CPQ). The transcript is spliced from 8 exons. Gene Ontology annotation, biological process: thyroid hormone generation; proteolysis; peptide catabolic process. Gene Ontology annotation, molecular function: metallodipeptidase activity. Lineage: Eukaryota; Metazoa; Chordata; Mammalia; Chiroptera; Phyllostomidae. The record is from RefSeq and is a predicted model, not a curated record. Bases 152 to 1567 code for a protein of 471 amino acids.